AUGGUCAGUUCUGUGAGAGGCUCAAUUUUCCUAAAGGCUGUGGACAGCAAGAACACGAAGAAAACCAGAGCAGAGGUUGGCGCAGAAAACGUUGUGCAGGUGGUGACGGACAAUGCAAGCAACUACGUGGUCAUAGGGGAGCUUUUGCAGCAGGAGUUUCCACAGAUUGUACACGUUUGCUGCAUUUGCCACGUUAUGGACUUGCUGUUCAAAGAUAUUGGAGCUCUAUCUUGGGUGCAGCCUUUUGUCAAUGGCUGUGCGAAGACAGUUACCUUCAUCACCUCAAAGCCACGGGUUCUAGCUCUUUAUAGAACUUUCUGCAAAUGGGACCUAAUAAAGCUUGUGACCACAAGGUUUGCUUAUAUUUUUCUCGUGAUGUCUCAGCUUCUGGAGACCACAAAUCUCUCCGGGCUUCAAAGAAUGGUGGUGAGCCAAGAAUGGAGACGACUUGACUGGUCUAAGAAGCCAGAGGGCCUGAAGCUGUGA
Selaginella moellendorffii is the source of this 486-nucleotide messenger RNA. RefSeq lists its product as uncharacterized. The transcript has a single exon. The record is from RefSeq and is a predicted model, not a curated record. Lineage: Eukaryota; Viridiplantae; Streptophyta; Lycopodiopsida; Selaginellales; Selaginellaceae. The coding region runs from base 1 to 486 and encodes 161 amino acids.